Molecule: messenger RNA, 699 nt
Organism: Eutrema salsugineum
Lineage: Eukaryota; Viridiplantae; Streptophyta; Magnoliopsida; Brassicales; Brassicaceae
Product: thioredoxin-like 1-3, chloroplastic
Biological process (GO): cell redox homeostasis
Source: RefSeq, a predicted model, not a curated record
AUGGCGACAGAUUCGUUCAUCAAGUUAAAUCCAAUCUCCAUUAAUCGUACCCGCUACAACCUCCGAGAAAUUUCCGGUGUAAACCCUAAAAGUGUCUCUUCUCUGUGCUGCAUUAGCCCAAGAUUGAUAUCUCGCAGCAACUUCAACCUAAGGACAUUGAUCUCCGGCCAAAAUGAUAACAUAUUGCUUCCCAAGAAAAAUAAACCGGCGAUAAUCCGAUGUCAGACAAGUCUUGGGAUUGGAAGGAACCAAAAAUGGUGGGAGAAGGAACUGAAACCGAACAUGAAGUCGGUGACAUCAGCGAUUUCUUUACUUAACGCCGGCGAUAAACUAGUCGUCGUAGAUUUCUUCUCUCCCGGUUGUGGUGGCUGCAAAGCUCUUCAUGACCAGAUAUGUAAAAUUGCAGAGAAUAAUCCAGAGGUUGAGUUUCUACAAGUGAAUUAGGAAGAACAAAGAAGUCUAUGUCAAAGUCUUAACGUUCAUGUUCUUCCCUUCUUCCGAUUCUACCGUGGCUCCUCAGGCCGCGUUUGCAGCUUCAGUUGUACUGAUGCUACGAUAAAGAAAUUCAACGAGGCAUUCGAGAAGCAUGGGAGGGAACAAUGUAGCAUUGGAAAGGCAAAGGGGCUCGAAGAGAAAAAAUUAGUCGCCAUGGCUUCAAACAAAGACCUAUGGUUCGAUCAUAAACACAAAACUAAAUGA